CUUGACUCUGUGCAUCACCAUUGACUCUUACCAUGUAAUGAGCUGAUCGAGAAUAUCAAAGCCACAAUGACUUCUGUCAAUAUGUCCGGAAAGCGCCGUCGCCUCGAAAACGCGACAUCCACGCUCACCAAACCGUUCAAGUCACCUCUCCGCCGGCCAGCACAAGCAAACAACCAGAAAGCAGACGACAAGUCAUCUGCAACCGCAUCUCCACGCAGUACAAUAACCGACAAAGACGAAACAAACACACCCGGCCGAACCUCAACACCCCUCCCUUCCAGAACAACAACACCCACAACAACCCCCAACCCAACCUCCCAAACCCGCAAACGAAAGACUACCACCACCAGCACAAACACAAUAACCCCCACCAAAAAAAGCCACAUCCUCAUCGACCCUGAAUUAUCCGCCGUCCAAAAACACCACCGUACCCUGCAAUCCCGCCUCUCAACCCUCCGCGCCGACCUCGACACCGCCCAGCAAGCCCUCCGCAUCGAGUCCUCGAACCGCGAAACAGAGCUCGAAUCCCUGGUUAACAAAUGGAAAGCUAUUAGCCAGGAUGCGGCAGAGGAGGUGUUUGCAGGGGCACAGGAGAGGGUUGCGAGGAUGGGGGGGAUGGGGGCUUGGAGGGGGCAGAUGAGGAGUCAGCAGGAGAGGUGGGCGAGGGAGGAGAUGGAGGAUUGGUUUGGGAGUGCGGAGGCGGCAGGGGGUGAGGUUGAUUAUGGGGAUGAAGAUGGGAUUGUGAGGGGGAAGGAGGAGGUGUUGGCGGAGUUGGGUGCUGCUAAGGAGAAAGAGGAGAGGAAAAAGGAAGAGAAGGGUGAUGAGAAUGAGGAAUUUACUAUGGACUUCAUGCUCAAAACGCUGAACGUCGACCCGCAAAUGAUCGGAUUCGACGCUGCUGGACAGAAAUGGAACAAGAACUGAGACCUUGUGUGGGAAUGUACGAUUGAAUUUAUCAGAGGCCAUCUGAUUGUAUGUGUAUGCAUUUCGCUGUUAUGCUCCCUUUUCUUCACGAUAAACGAUAUAGACAGGCGUUUAAAGGUGUACUUAAUCUAAGGCAAAACGGAUCGACUUCGAAUA
This is a messenger RNA of Aspergillus glaucus CBS 516.65, 1080 nucleotides long. Its product is annotated as putative DNA repair protein Dds20/Mei5. The record is from RefSeq and is a predicted model, not a curated record. Gene Ontology annotation, biological process: DNA recombination. NCBI's taxonomy places the organism in Eukaryota, Fungi, Ascomycota, Eurotiomycetes, Eurotiales, Aspergillaceae. The coding region runs from base 67 to 924 and encodes 285 amino acids. The transcript is spliced from 2 exons.